GGCCGCCUUCGCGGCCCAGCCGGGCCUGUUGCGCUCCGGCCCUGUCGGCCGCGCCGGAGGCCAGCCUCUCAGCGCCGGCGCCGCCGCGUGGGCACCCGCCGCCUCGGCGCCGGAGGCCGCCCCCCUCGGCGGGGCCCGCCCGGGCGCCGCCGCUGCUGGCAUCUGCGCGCUGGCCUGCGCCCUCGCCGGCUUCGCGGCCUCGGCCCCGGCGCCCCGGCCUGCGGUGCGCGGAGGGCGCCGCGCCACGCCCCGCGCCGCCGUGGCGCUGAACGCCCCGCAGAGCCCCGCGGCGGCGCCUGCCAGCGAGCGCCGCACAGGCCUCUUCAUCGGAGAGGCGACCCAGACGAAGCCCGCGGAGGCCACGCCGAUCCUCGCCUCGACCGAGGUGCCGGUGAUCGGAUCUGUGUUCGCGGGGUCGACGCUGGAGAGCGCGCCCGCGGCUGCAGCGGCGGUGGGCGCCCGUGCCUCCGGGCGCCGCGCCGCGGCCCGCCUCGUCGGCGGCAGGCGCUGCCGCAGGGCCACCUCGCGCGGAGCCACCCGCGGCAGCGAGCGCGCCUCUCGCCGGAGCGCGGGUGCGGCGCUGAGCCAGGAUGAGCCGAUCUACGAGGUCACGCCGCCGAGCUUCGACGCGAGCACGCUGCGCACGGAGAUCCAGUGCGGCCUCCGCACGUCCUCCAGGAUCAAGUCGGUGAAUGUGCGCGAGUUCAAGACGCGAUCCUCUGCAAAGGGGUCAAGAGAAAGCACAGGACUAUUUGGACAACGCGUACACGUAGAACUAAGAGAAUGGAUCGAUACGACGAUUGUCUGUUGAUCUUUCGUUUCAGGC
Molecule: messenger RNA, 826 nt
Organism: Prorocentrum cordatum
Lineage: Eukaryota; Dinophyceae; Prorocentrales; Prorocentraceae
Source: the annotation of a GenBank genome assembly